CUCCAGUAUCCAUAGAAACAAACAGGAGCAGCGGUGCUGUAGCCUAACUCUGGCAUCUAUGAACUUCUCAGUCUCAGUGAAGGUGCCGCAGCCUGCUGACCAAUGACGCAAUUGCGCACAUGCGUAUGAGCGGUGGGCGGAGGGUUCCAGUCGGUCAGGAAGAGGAGAAAGGCGGACACAGAAACAUCAAACGAUGGCAGCCAUCAGGAAGAAGUUGGUGAUAGUUGGGGAUGGUGCGUGUGGGAAGACCUGUCUGCUCAUUGUGUUCAGUAAGGACCAGUUCCCAGAGGUCUACGUCCCCACUGUGUUUGAGAACUAUGUGGCAGACAUUGAAGUGGAUGGGAAACAGGUAGAACUAGCACUUUGGGAUACAGCAGGACAGGAAGACUAUGACAGACUGAGGCCUCUCUCCUACCCCGACACUGAUGUUAUCCUCAUGUGCUUCUCCGUAGACAGCCCUGACAGUUUAGAGAAUAUUCCAGAAAAGUGGACUCCUGAAGUGAAACACUUCUGUCCAAAUGUUCCCAUCAUCCUGGUGGGCAAUAAAAAAGAUCUGCGCAAUGAUGAGCACACCAGACGAGAGCUUGCCAAAAUGAAACAGGAACCAGUUAAAUAUGAAGAUGGAAAAGAGAUGGCAAACCGCAUCAGUGCCUACGGUUACCAGGAGUGUUCUGCCAAAACCAAAGAUGGUGUGAGGGAAGUCUUUGAGAUGGCAACUAGGGCAGCACUGCAGGCCAAGAAACGUGGCAAGAAGUCCACCUGCCUUCUGUUAUAGGCUCUGGGAGAAGAAGAGGGAGCUGCCCUCAAGCACAGAUGGAGAGGGCAGCUUCCAAUGAGAUUUGACAUAGGGGAAAAUAUUGGGGAGGGCCCAGAAAAGUUUUGCUGAUGCUCGGUUUCUGAUCACCCAAUUAUCCUCAGCAAAUUGAAGCAGGUCUGCAAUUAUUUGAUAGGCUUCUACACAUUGGUCCUCUGCCUAUACAUUAGGUUAUGUGCCAUUUUGCUCGCGUCUAUCAAACAUUUUCAGAUCUACAAGUCUGUAGGGCAGGUGGUGGGGGGUGAUUUGAAGUUGAGUAGAUGUAAACAGGUUGAAAUGUGCCAUGAUGGGAAUGAAGAGAGAAAAGGUCCUUACCAGGCCAAAGACAAUGGGGACAUGAGAGAGAAAAAGACAUUAAUAUAAAAUAGUUUUGAAUUAAGACCAUAUCUAAGUGGAUUUUUACACAGUGUCGCCUACAUGUAGUGCCUUGAGAGCAGUGGUCAAGAAGAGUAAGUGGAGGGGUAUGGAUUCAUAACUUAGAUGGGGUGUUACUUUGUCAUUUGUAGUGUCCACACUUCACGUUUGUGAAUGCUUUUUCCCCGUCAUUGGCUUGGCUUCUUCAGGCCCAUAUUCUGACUCAGGCGUUAUGCAGGGGUAUGCCUAAACUAGAUUGUAUGAGAUAUUUUCCCAUACUGAAUUACUUACCUGAACUUCAGAAAGUGUGUGUGUGUGCGCGCGCGUGUGCGACUGUAUGGUGGUUUGUUUUUUUCCAGUGCAGGUCUGCAUGCAGUGAAUGUGUGUAUAUUUGUGUGAGUGUGUAUUAACAUAUGUGUCUACGUACUGUAUGCAUGGAAAGCCUUCUGCGUCACUGACCUAAUCCCUUGUUUCCAUGCCAAAGUUACCCGUGAUGACCACAUUUUAUGGCUCAGAUGGGUAAUAGAUUAACAGCUACUCAGAGUGACAUAGAAACCUUCAUUUUACUGGAAGAUAUUGUACUAUAGCUAGAGGCACAAUCAGGUUAAACAUAUGAUGCGUUUUUAGGACCUUUUUUGUGUAUACCAGAGAUUCAUUUAAUUGUGUUAAUCAGUGGGUCAAAUCACAAGUGGUGUAGCUGAUAAAUUGAAUAUUCUUACAUAUACAUGAUAGGCUUAUCUUAUUACUAUAAUGUCCAUUAUGUACUGUAUGUCUUACAGGGCCUUGUAAGGACAUGUUAAUGAUGUGUAAUUCAAGUUUGCCUUUUACUCAACUCUCCCCAUCGCCCCUUUGACGAUAUUGUCAUUAUUGUACUAUAACUUUUUAUUGUUAAUGUCUCUAAUUUUCUUAGUAUUUUUUAAUCAUUAUACUUAAUCCUGCUAUUAUGAUCAGCUUAUGUCAGUUAAAUGAUAAAUUGUAACCGUAGCAUUAUUUCAUUUAAUUAAUUGAAGGUCAAGCUUGGGGUGCAAGGUUGGAAGGUUUUGGGGGCGGGCUGCUAGAGCUUUUUUUUUUUUUUUUUUU
Messenger RNA from Xiphias gladius (swordfish), 2248 nucleotides. Its product is annotated as rho-related GTP-binding protein RhoA-C-like. Gene Ontology annotation, biological process: small GTPase-mediated signal transduction; stress fiber assembly; cell migration. NCBI's taxonomy places the organism in Eukaryota, Metazoa, Chordata, Actinopteri, Istiophoriformes, Xiphiidae. The transcript is spliced from 6 exons. Gene Ontology annotation, molecular function: GTP binding; GTPase activity. Gene Ontology annotation, cellular component: dendritic spine; cleavage furrow. Bases 194 to 775 code for a protein of 193 amino acids. The record is from RefSeq and is a predicted model, not a curated record.